Molecule: messenger RNA, 1464 nt
Organism: Cylindrotheca closterium
Lineage: Eukaryota; Bacillariophyta; Bacillariophyceae; Bacillariales; Bacillariaceae
Source: the annotation of a GenBank genome assembly
AUGAAUGAGGACGGAAAGACAGUAGUCUGUUGGAUGCAAAGGGACGUCCGAACGGUUGAUAACUGGGCGCUCCUUUUUGCAGGUCAUCUAGCGGAAACUCAGAAGGUACCACUUCAUGUCAUCCAUGUGUUACCACCACCACCGGCACAAACGCAAGAGGAAAGUCUUCCAGACUUGGAAAACCUGCGUCUAACGCAACGACAUGGAGAAUUCUACUUGGGUGGCUUGGAAAUUGUCCACAAAGAGUUGAAGGAGAAGAAUGUACCUUUUCAUGCCUUGAGGCCUUUGUCGCAGCGUUUGGUCUCCAGUACCAUUGAGUCACAAAUUGUCCAACAAUUGAAACCAUGCGCAAUUGUUUGUGACUUUUCUCCUCUUCGUCAUGUUCGACAAUGGAUGGAGGGUGGUUUUCUCGAGAGCUGUGAAAAAUCGUCGGUCCCCUUGUGGCAGGUCGAUGCGCACAACGUUGUUCCAGUUUGGCAUGCUGCGGAUAAACGACAGGUUGGUGCACGUACUUUGAGGCCAAGGAUACACAAAGUAGUCUCUGACUAUCUUCAAAAAUUCCCCAAAUUCAAGGGGAAUGAACAUGUAGAGAAAGAUCAAGAACUUCAAGCCUACGACUCUGACGCCCUGAAGUCAUUCUUGGACUGGGACGAGUCGGUUGCGUCCCAGAAAUGGGCCGUGCCCGGGUCAGCAGCAGCAAAAGCAAAAUUUGAGAGCUUUAUAUCUACUGGUUUGUCCAAGUUUGAUUCCCAUCGAAAUGACCCCAAUUACACACAGAUUUGUUCGGGAUUGUCACCGUGGGUCAAUCAUGGUCACAUAAGUUUCCAGCGCUUAAUGAUGGCAAUCAAGAAAUUGAAUCGCUACGCUACAGGAAGCGCUUCCUUCAUUGAAGAGGGGCUAAUUCGAAGGGAACUUUCAGAUAAUUUCUUGUUCUACACACCAGAUGACUACGACAAAUUGACUGGGGCAGCGCAGUGGGCACAAGACAGUUUGGAGCUUCACAGCACUGAUCAACGAGAAUAUACCUAUUCGUUGGAAGAGUUGGAAACCUCGAAGACUCAUGACGAUCUUUGGAAUGCUGCACAGAUGCAAGUUGUCAACGAAGGGAAGAUGCAUGGAUUCUUGAGAAUGUACUGGGCAAAAAAGAUUCUCGAGUGGACCGAGUCGCCUGCUGUCGCGCUCAAGACAGCGCUGUACUUCAACGACAAGUAUGCCUUGGAUGGUCGAGACCCAAAUGGCUUUGUUGGUGUUGGUUGGAGUAUUAUGGGAAUUCAUGACAUGGGUUGGAAGGAAAGAGAAAUCUUCGGAAAGAUUCGAUUCAUGAACUAUGCUGGGUGUAAACGAAAGUUCAAAGUAGCAGAUUUUGUCAAGCGGUACAAGGGUGCCGCUGAAAACGCAGCAGCAGCAGAAGCAGAGCACAAUCGAGCGAAACGAGGCCAAAAGAGGAAGCUUACUCAUUCAUAA